UUUACGCGCGCGCUCUCUCGCGACUGUUGCAGCUCUCUCUCGCGCGCGUACGCUUACCUGCCUGCGCUCACGCCGCUAUAUCUAUAUUAUAUAUAGUAGCAAAAGGAAGGCGGUAGAAGGAGCGAGUAUAUACGGGAGAGAGAGAGAGAGAGAGGCUCACACAGACGGCGUCGUCGCGAGUUCAGACGUUCAGUAUAGUCGCGCGUCGAGCCGAGGAGCGACAACUCGCGGGGAGAUUCCAGCUCGAUCCAGGACUACAGUCACACGGGAAUUCCGAGGAUCAGCAUCCGCCUUUUUUCGCGAGUGCAAUAGCCGCGAGAGCCGAGUCUCUGUGCGCGCGCUCGCGCUUCCUAACCUGCAACACCGAAAAUACACUGCAGAGGCUGGAUGUAGACUGUGUGUGUAAACCUGCGAGAGAGAGAGAGAGAGAGAGAGCGUAGACAGAGUGGAAUAUCCAGACAGGUAUAUACACGUACGUAUCAUCGCGUGUGCGCGGCCCGUAGUGAGAGUCUGUGUGACAUGUCGCGCGGCAACGGCAGCGCGACAGGUGCUUCAACUCGGCAUCGUCCGCUGGACGAAGAGCACCAGCAGCAGCGGCAGUCGAGGGCAUGAUGCCUUGAGGAUCAGCAGCAGCAGCAGCAGCAGCAGCAGCAGCUAAGCAGCCAAAUCCGGGGGAAUAUGACUGGAGCUCGGGCCCAGCUGGUACGACGACUACGGCAUAGGAAGAGGACUUGCUCCCGUCCUCCUCUGGGCUAUGAGCGCUGACAAUGGGGACGAAUCCUUGGUGGGCAUCAGCGUCAGUCUUUGGAAAAAUGUCGGCGGAAGGCUGAGCUGAGACUCGAGCUCGCUCGGCGGUGGAUGCUGUGGCCGGUGCUCGGGGAUGAGGGCCUGAGGCCCCCCUCGCCACCGCCGCCGCUGCUGGUGCAGAAGGGGGCCGCGCCCGCGGCCUACAAGCCCAACAAGCUGGCGCCCCUGCUACUCUGCGCGCCCUGCAAGCCGGCACAGCGCAAGAAUCAGUCUACCACUCAGUGGUACGUCCAGCAGCCCACGUGGCGUCUUUGGGGCGAGGAGAAGGGUGAGGGCGUCAUCUACACGGUGUACCUCAAGAAAGUUCGCUAUCACAGGCCUACGAGAAGUCUCUCAGCUUCGGACUCGGACGACGAGAUCUCGCACCUAGAAUGGGAGACGGUACGCGUGCGCUUCCUGAAGGCGGGCACGGUGCAAAGGCUGGUCGAGAGUCUGGCCAACGACGACGGCGAGCUGGAGUCGACUUACAUAAACGUCUUCCUGGCCACCUACAGGGCGUUCACGACGCCUCGCGAGGUGCUCGAGCUCCUGCUCGCGCGCUACGACUCCCUCGACGAGGCGGCGAACGCCCAGCACCGGAAGACGCUCGUCCAGGCGCUCCACGUCUGGCUGGACGCCUACCCAGGUGACUGGCGCGCGCCGCCCAACCACCCGCUGCUCUCGCGCCUUUUGGACUUUGCCCACAGGCGGUUGCCCGGCUCCGAACUCGAGCUCAAGGCCCGACACCGGCUGCACCGAUUCUCCCAGCGCGAGGACCAGAUCGACAACUGCGCGGCCAUCUACGGCAACGACUCGUUCAGCGACAGCUGGUCGAGCUACUCGUUCCCGGAGGUGCCGCACCGACACUUCGCCGAGCAGCUGACGCGCAUGGACGCCGAGGUGUUCCGCAAGCUGGUGGCCCACCAGUGCCUGGGCGCCGUCUGGUCGAGGCGAGAUCGAUCGCGCAGCCACGACGCAGCCACGGUUCUCGCCACCGUCAACCAGUUCAACGCCGUCUCGCUGCGCGUCAUCUCCAGCGUGCUCCUCUGCAGCGGCGCCGGUGGCGACGAGGCUAAACCCCAGGAGCGCGCGAGGAUCAUCGAGACCUGGAUCGACAUCGCCCAGGAGCUCAGGAUCCUCAAGAACUUCAGCAGCCUUAAGGCCAUAGUCUCCGGCCUCCAGAGCAACCCCGUCUACAGGCUCGAGAAGUGCUGGCAGUGCGUGCCGCGCGAGAAGUACGAGGUCUUCCGAGAGCUCGAGCGCAUAUUUUCCGAGGAGAACAACGCCUGGACGCAGAGGGAGCUCCUCAUCAAGGAGGGCACCGCCAAGUUUGCCGACACGGCCGGCCGCAGCGACAGGCAUCUCCAGAAGAUCCUACAGAAGCAGAAUACUCACGCGGGGAAUAUCAGUUACGGAACCAUCCCGUACCUCGGCACAUUCCUCACGGACCUCACCAUGAUCGACACGGCCAUCCCCGACACGAUAGCCGAAGGUCUCAUAAACUUCGACAAGCGGCGCAAAGAGUUCGAGGUGCUCGCGCGGAUUCGGCUGCUCCAGGGUGCGGCCAACGCCUACAACUUUAGCGCGGAUCCGCUCUUUGACCGCUGGUUUCACUCGAUCGUCGUGCUCGACGACCGGGAGGCCUACAGGAUGAGCUGCCAGAUCGAGCCGCCUCCCCCUGGCAGCACCAUCAACAACCGUUCCGCGCCCCCCAAGAAGAAGCACAACCACAAUCACAACCACUCCAACAAUCAUAAUAGCUCGGGCCACCGGAAGAACGACUCGAUCGCCUCCACCUCGAGCUCCAGCAGCUCGCAGUUCUACUGCGAUCUCGAUUCGCUGCCCAGCUCGCCGCACAAUUCGCUCGACAGGCGAACUUCGCCCUCUCAGAUGUCUUCCUCGUCUUCCUCGUCUUCCUUGCCCUCGCUGGACAUCUCGCUGAGCUCGGGCGGAGGCAACGGCAGCGCUCGCCUGAACAAUUCGAACGGUGCCGCCGGUGGCCUGUCGAGCCCCAGUCACUCGCACAAGAGCUCGCCCGACUUCUACAUCAUCAAGGUGACCAUGGAGAGCGACAACGUCGAGACCGAGGGCGUCGUCCUCUACAAGUCCAUCAUGCUCUCGAACAACGAGAGGACGCCCCAGGUCAUACGCAACGCCAUGCUCAAGCUCGGCAUCGAGGGUAACCCCGACCAGUUCACUCUGGCCCAGGUCCUGCCCGAUCGCGAGAUGGUCCUGCCUAAUUCGGCCAACGUUUACUACGCGGUCAACACGGCGCAUAAUCUUAAUUUCAUUCUAAGACCAAAAAAGACUUGAUGACCUGAACGAGCCCUUUGUUCGAAUGAUCACAAUCAGAAAGCGUAGUCAAUAAGUAUUUACGAAGCAAACAAUUAAACAGACGCGUAAUCUGCUGAACGAGCUGUAUACCCUCGUUUGCUGCACUGAGACAUUUAACCUUUACAAAUUUAUACACUGUACAAGUGUGAAUACUACUUCGGAUUCAAUUUCAAUCACGUCAUGGCGUCGUAAGAUACGAAAAUGUAUUCAUACACUUUUUGCGGAAUCUCACAAAUUUACUUUACCGUUUGUAUUUGUCAUGUCUGAGUGCGACGAUGAUUUGACUCGAGUCAACUUGUAACAAUAUACGCGCGUACCAUGACAGUUCGAUUGCCUUUGCAAAAGGCGACUCUGUAUUAUUUAGCUAAUUGUAAAAAUUAUUAUAAUUAUAAUUAUUAUUAUUGAGUGACACUUGAAAUUCUCGCAAUAUUUAUUGUAGUUUUUGAGUGUAACUGUGGUAAUCCGACGCAUAUUUGAGUGACGAAAAGAACGACCCGCUAAUGUAUGUUUGCGUGUAUUUAUAUUCAUAAUGCAAGUAGCGUGUAAUUGACGAUAUCAAAUUAAUUCGUUGUGCAUAAGAGCAACAGAGGACCAGUGACCUUUUGUACAUACAUAUUUUAUGCUUGAUCGAGUAAGCCAAGCAAUUAAAGUCUCGACGAACAAAGUGAAGGACGCAACUGCAUUAUUAAUCAAACAUUGCAAAUUUUGAUAAAAAUCUUGUUAUACUAUGAUAUAUACAUAUUAUAAAGAUUAUAGAUUGUUAGAUUACUCGAUUGGAGCGAGUCCCCUCUUGACUUAUAUAUAUAUAUUUAAGAGAUCGUUUGUGAUCGAGCUUCUUUCGAUAAAAAAUAUAUGAAAAAAUUUUACUGUCGCCAUUCCUUGGAAAACGAGAGAGAAAAAAAGAAAUUCUGUGAUACUCUGGAAGAAUAUUUCAUUUUGGCCUUGUACGACAAAGAAAGAGUCUCAGAAACUUCAAAAAAAAAAAAAAAAAACCCCAAUACUCAACUACCGAUUGUAUCAACACUUAGAUUAGCGAAUCUUAGAUGAAAUUUGUAAAACUUUAUGUACACACUGUUAAGCACAAAACGAUAAGAUCCGAGUUGCGUUGGAUCCCGUAUACAUGUUGUGUUUUAGUCUUAGGCCAUUUUGUACUUACCUCCUCAUCGAACUUAAUUUGAACCACAGUUAUUACCGUGUCUUUUCAAGAGACAUUCAUAUUCGAAUAAAAUCGCAAAAGUGCCCAGUCUAAA
Nasonia vitripennis (jewel wasp) is the source of this 4370-nucleotide messenger RNA. RefSeq names its product ral guanine nucleotide dissociation stimulator-like 1 (gene Rgl). Gene Ontology annotation, cellular component: plasma membrane. Lineage: Eukaryota; Metazoa; Arthropoda; Insecta; Hymenoptera; Pteromalidae. The record is from RefSeq and is a predicted model, not a curated record. Gene Ontology annotation, molecular function: guanyl-nucleotide exchange factor activity. The transcript is spliced from 7 exons. The coding region runs from base 859 to 3099 and encodes 746 amino acids. Gene Ontology annotation, biological process: positive regulation of GTPase activity; Ras protein signal transduction.